UACGGGCCGCGAUCAUCUUUUUAUUUCUCUCUCCCUCUCUCAAGAGUAUUGGGUUAGUUAAUACAUAACCCAUCACCCUUUCCUCAUAUCCUCUCUAUAUCUGUGGCACAUUUUGGCUCGGCUUUAUUUUUAUUGGGUUUGAUUUGGGUACUAGCGCUCCUGUGCUCGCUGGCGGGGUUUUCCGGCGAAGGUGGGAGCUGAACUACGGGAGAAUUUAGGAGGUUUUUUUGGGUUUAAGGAUUUGUUCGUCUGAAUGUUAGAUAGAGUGAGGAGAGGAAGGUGAUUUGUUGAUUUGUUUUGUUUUUUUUGUCUGGUUUUGUUUUUGUUUUGUUUUGCAUUUUUUUAAUACUGUGAUCGGUGCGGUAUAGGGUUUGGAUAGAGGUGAGAAAUUGGAUGGGUGUAAUGUGAGAGGGAGAUUUGGGGUUUUUUUUUCUUUGUUUGAUGCUAUUUUUGGGGUGAGAUUCAGUGAAUUCGAUCGCGUUGUUUUGUGCUGUUUGUGGAAGUUUUGGGAUCUCGUUCUAUUUUUGGAACUUCUGGAUCUUAGGAGAUUCCGCGUGGGUGAAGAAGGAAACAAUAAUCAUAGCCAGGACUGUGAGUUUCAAGUGUCUUUUGUUCCAUUAUUUGGAUUCUACAUUGAUCGAAAAGCGGAAGUAGGUGAAGCAAUAUUCGUUUUUGUAGCACCGGGCGAGUCUGGAAUGAGCUGUGAGUAAAUGUGCAGGGUAGAGAGAAGUGAGAGAAAGAGUGAGUACAGAGACAGAGAUAGAGAGAUGGGUUUAUUGAAAGGAGGAGAGAAUAGAUUGGAGAAGCUGAAGGGUUCGCGAAUGAAGAUGUGGAUGAUACGGGCAACCACGUCGGUGUUACUCUGGACUUGUAUCGUUCAGUUAACGGCGAUCGGAGAGAUGUGGGGACCUCGUGUCUUGACGGGCUGGCCUUCUUGUUUCUCCCACGAGUCAGGAGUCGUCAUGGAUGCUUUGCAGGAUAAUGUUCCCGCGGUUUCAGCUCGGGUUCUUCCUCCCAAAAGAAUUUAUAGAAACAACGGUUACUUGAUGGUCUCAUGCAAUGGAGGUCUCAAUCAAAUGAGGGCAGCGAUUUGUGAUAUGGUUGCUAUUGCAAGAUACCUAAAUGUUACACUUAUUGUCCCUGAGCUGGAUAAAACAUCCUUCUGGGCUGAUCCUAGUAAUUUUGAGGACAUAUUUGAUGUUGAUCAUUUCAUUACAUCAUUGAGAGAUGAGGUCCGGAUACUGAAACAGUUGCCGCCUAGGCUUAAGAAGAGAGUGGAAGCAGGAAUGUUUUAUACGAUGCCACCAAUCAGUUGGUCUGAUAUAUCUUACUAUCGUAAUCAGAUCCUUCCUUUGAUACGAAAGUACAAAGUUCUACACCUCAACAGAACUGAUACUAGACUUGCCAAUAAUGGGCAACCAUUAGAAAUUCAGAAGCUGCGCUGCCGUGUAAAUUUUAGUGCUCUGAGAUUUACACCUCAAAUAGAGGAGUUGGGUAGAACAGUUAUCAAGCUUCUAAGGGAAAAUGGGCGUUUCCUUGUUCUCCAUCUUAGAUAUGAAAUGGACAUGUUGGCAUUUUCUGGCUGCACUCAAGGUUGUAAUGAUGAAGAGGUGGAGGAAUUGACAAGAAUGAGAUAUGCUUAUCCAUGGUGGAAAGAGAAAAUAAUAAAUUCAGAUUUGAAGAGGAAAGAUGGAUUGUGUCCUUUGACACCUGAGGAAACUGCCCUCACAUUGAGGGCGCUCGAUAUUGAUCCUGACAUCCAAAUUUAUAUUGCUGCUGGUGAAAUAUAUGGUGGAGAAAAGAGAAUGGCAGGCCUAGCAGCAUCUUAUCCAAAAUUGGUCAGGAAGAGACACUCUUUAGAACCAUCAGAUCUUAAUUUUUUCAGAAUCACUCUUCCCAGAUGGGCAGCUUUAGAUUACCUUGUUUCACUUGGAGAGUGAUAUUUU
Carica papaya (papaya) is the source of this 1946-nucleotide messenger RNA. The record is from RefSeq and is a predicted model, not a curated record. NCBI's taxonomy places the organism in Eukaryota, Viridiplantae, Streptophyta, Magnoliopsida, Brassicales, Caricaceae.